GAGUAAAGUCAGUUGGGAGCAGGAGAUCAGUUCGUUCGGACGUGUUUUAUGCGUGCAGCUUGAACAUCUUUAUCAGCUGUGUUUGGUUUUAAGGAUCUAUAAUUGUUUUCUGUGUGUUGUUUCGUGCUAGACAAGUGUUUGUGCAUUCCGAAGUGCAGGCAACGAAAACAAAUAACCCCAAAGAGGGGUAACAUCAUAGAAAUAGCGGAAUCGGGCGAGAGUUCGACCUAAAUAUUACGAUGAUGAAGCUGGCGGUAGUCAAUCUGUUGAUACUGCUGGCAAUAGUCCUAUCAGUAUCGACGACAGUGCUAUGUCAGCAAGAAUCGCCAAUAAAUAGCGCUGACCAGGCCGAAAACGACGGUAGCACUGCGGUGACUAACCCAGCAGGCGCUGACGAUGUGAAGGAAUUUUUGGUUUCGGGACUGCGCUUGGAACAUGAACUGGUUAAGGAACAAGCCGAUGAACCGUCCGCGCGAACCACAAGCAGCGAAAAUAUCGUGGCCAUCCACGUGGAUGCCGUUGGAGCGAAGGAACAGCUUCGUCCCGGAUUGCGGGGUUUGUCGUACAUCGCCAGUAGUUUUCUACCACGAGACUACACGUUGAUCGAAGUGCUAGCGGCAACUCGAGAAGUCGUGGCAGGCGUUCGAUACGACAUAAUCGUUAAGGCGUUCGAUCAAAAUCAACAAGAAGUAGUUUGUGCCUUAGUCGUACUGGAGAAACCGUGGCUCACAACCGAGAGUGGUGAUAAAUACAGGCUGCUAGAGAACGGCAAUUGUACCUCAAGUGAGGAGCAAACCAGUACGGAUGGCAUCGAAAUCGUCACUCAGUUGAAUCCCAUCUUCGAUCCGAGCCUUCGAGAUCGUCAAGAGAUGAACCCCUCGAGAUUCAAAGAUCUAGUCAAUCAAAUUAUAAUAGAAAAACAUGAAGUCAGGGAAGUUACACCAGAGGUUUACGCAAGUAGUACUACCGAAGAACCUGCAGCUCCAGAGCUGAGCGAAUCGUCCAAGAACGUGCUCGAUCAGCUCUUUUUGUUCGGUAACGAAGCUCAAAGCGAACGUCGCGUAUCUACCACUGACAAUGAUAAUCGUCGCCAGGAAGCAACAGAAGAGGUCAUCAUUCCGAAACGUAUUGAACCAAAUUUCGUUCAAACGACAACUGCGGAACCUCCUUCGAGAGCUAUUAACAUGACAAUCGACGAACAAGUCAAAUCUACCUUCGAAGAAGUUUUCAAAACUCAUCAAGAGAUUCAGAAGGCACUGGAUGAAGUAAUACAGAGUGGCGGUGGAAGAGACGUUCAACAAAAGUACGAACCGGUGUUUGCUUCGCUACUGCAAAAAGUAAAAAUCAGUAUCGACAACUACUACCGUAUGACAAAUCCAGGUGGAGGUGAAGCAAACUUCGAUACAGCAGCUUUCGUAGUUAGGGAUAAUAACGCCCAGUUAAAUACAAUUCGGCAACCGCCGUCCAAACCCGCCACCGAAAACCCAUCAACAAGCGAAGAGGACGACGAUCAGCAGCAGCAAGCCGUUCAACCAGAUUUUGAUUUCCUCACAACAGCUCGCGUCGAGAGCCCCACAAUGGAGCUUACUCCCCCAAGAAUUGAUUCAGUUACCAUGAAUUUCAGUGAUACGGACGAAAGCGAUAGCCGCGAACAGCAACAACAACAACAGCAACCUUUGCGCCCACUCACUAAAGAAGAACUGACCGCUCAGUUAAACGCCGACGAAUCUAGUCAACAGCAGCGCGACAAACGCUCGACUCGUUCUCACGAUCAUGACAUCUACCAUUCACCAUUCCAACCAGAAACUUCCGGCGAAUCUCACGAACACCAUGAUCAACCGUACUACGCAGCACCCGGUUCCUUGCCGGGGAAACGGUUUACCGAGUUCAACUUGGACAGCGAUCCGAAAGAUAUGCACCUGGUAGAAAAGAUCAUCGCCGAAGCCAUCGUCACACUCGAUCGUAUGGAUGCCGAUCUGUUCAAGCGGAUUCCACUGGAAAUCGUAAGCGUCAAGCGGAUCAACAAUCAGUUUAGCAGUGAAAUCGAACAAAAAGGUGAACUGUGGGUAGCGCGUGUGGUGCUCGCUAACUCGCAUUGUAUCGAAGAAACGGAGGAUAUUGACAAGUGCCAACGACUACUGAUCGAUGGCAGUAGCAAGUUUUGUACGCUUGAGAUUCGCGUGAAGCAUCCCGAUGUACGACUGGUCAAGUCGGAGUGCGUCGGCAGCAAGAGUAUGCCCGGACUGGUCGGUGGACAUCGAGAGUUGGAUGUUUCGGAGCCGGAGCAUCAACAGCGCAUCAAGGCAGGGUUGAAAACCUACGGAAAAGGGAAGUACAAGUCCUCGAAGUUCAUUAUCAGAUGUGGCACGGUGCAGGUUGUUGCGGGAACAAUUCAUCGCUACACAGUGGACCUGCUGGGCAAGGGCGACAAAGUUACCAAGAGCUGCCAGGUUAAGGUAUACACUCCGGUGAGUGAUCAGGCAGAGUAUAAAUUCGACUGCAAUGAGCCACCUACUUUGUCGUCGUCGUCGGAGGGGAGACAAAAACGUGACGUAGAGCGGAAGAAAAUGAACAAAGCUCCCAAGGUCGGUGCCCCCUCGGAACUGACCCCGGAAGAGUACAACAAACCCGAGCACAGCGAUCGUAUCCGAGACAUUUUGGUGGGAUCCUCCGGUGGUAACUCAGGUGAUCGCAAGUAUACUAUCGUGAGUGCCACUAAGAAAACCGUGGCUGGAAUUUUGUAUACGUACAAGUUGACCUUCAGUGAUGAUCCGGACAAGCGUGUUUGUACACUGACAUCUCACGAACGACCCUGGUUGAAGGAAAAAAAUCCUACUGAAGCCCAGAAAGUUUCUUUCUCAUGCCCAGAAGCUACAAACAGUCGAGUCAAACGUGGCUUCUGUGCUGGUUGUCCCGUUAACGUUGAACCAAGUGAGCUGGAAACAGAAGAAAAUAAGCUGAGGAUUAGCAAAAUUCUUACAAGAACUAGUACAGCUCACGAGGGCGAACCUAAAAUAUUGAGUGCCUCCAAGCAAAUCGUGGAAGGAACGAAAUACAAGUUCGUUGUUGCUUUCAACGUUGAUGGAGUCGAAAGAAAGUGUAAUCUUACUUCCUGGGAACGCCCUUGGCGGUCUGAUCCCAAGGACGCCUACAGAUAUUCGGCAAUCUGUGAUGGCCAGGAUGAAGUUAGUCACAGCCGCAAACGGCGUGGGCUUUUGGGAGGCCCGAACAAAUUGAGCGAAGAUGAAUUACGCAGUGAUGAGCAUACCACGCGACUGAAUCAGAUCAUCGUUUCAUUCGGCGGUGAAACUCUAGAAAGCCCAAAAAUUGUCGAAGGCACGAAGCAGGUAGUUGCUGGUUCGCUUUACAAAUAUAAGUUGAGCUAUCCAAUACAGGGAGAAAGCAAGACCUGUUGGUUUACUUCCUGGGAGCAACCUUGGUUGGAGGAUAAAAAACCGGACGAGGCUUACCAAUAUUCGGUUGAGUGUGACGGAGCCAAGAUUACCUCAUUGAAGAAACGUAGUAGAAGGAGCUCAAAAAAGACUGGCGCGUCUUUUGAUAUUUCUCCCGAGAAUUUGAAGGAUCAAAGCCAUAUUGACCGCAUCAAGGCGGGACUGGUUGGAUACAACCAAGAAAAAUCGCGUACUUAUGAAGAUUUCGAAAUAAUCAAGGGAUCAGUGCAACCCGUGGCUGGUUCUCUCUACAAGUACACGUUCAAGGUGAAAGGAGAACCAAGUGUGGUUUGCAAAAUUUCCGUCUGGGAACGAAUCUGGCUGGAAACGCAAGAUCAGCGUAAAUACAACGUCAAAUGUGAAGGCGACGAUGAACCUGAACAAGAACAUCAACAAUCUGCGGUUUCGACGUCCGCGAAUGGCGAUGAUAACCUGAAGCGGGCAGCACGAUCAGUUCGCCCAUUACGGGGAAAUCCGGAAGAGGAUGGCUACUAUACUAAAGGUGAAGAGCACGCGAGAGCUCAAUUUGAAAAAUUUAAGCAACGCCACAGUCGGGACUACCCGAGUUCCUUGGAGCAUGAGAUGCGCUUCCGUAUUUUUAAAAAUAAUUUGUUCAAAAUAGAACAACUUAACAAGUACGAACAGGGUACAGCUAAGUAUGGUAUUACUCAUUUCGCCGAUAUGACCAGUACCGAAUACAAACUUCGGACAGGACUUGUCGUUCCACGAGAAGCAGAUCGCAACCACAUUUCAAAUCCGAUGGCCGAGAUUGACGAAAGUAUCGAGCUACCGGAGGCUUUCGAUUGGAGAGAUCUGGGUGCUGUUUCCCCGGUAAAAAAUCAAGGUAAUUGUGGUUCAUGUUGGGCGUUUAGCGUGGUUGGCAACAUAGAGGGUCUGCACCAGGUGAAAACCAAAACUAUGGAAGAAUAUUCCGAACAGGAGCUGCUUGACUGUGACACAACCGAUAACGCCUGUCAGGGAGGUUUCAUGGACGAUGCGUAUAAAGCAAUCGAGAAGAUCGGUGGUCUGGAGCUGGAGAGCGAAUAUCCCUAUCUGGCGAAAAAGCAAAAGACCUGUCACUUCAAUCAGUCGAUGGUACAUGUCCGCGUUAAGGGUGCCGUUGAUUUGCCCAAGAAUGAAACGGCUAUUGCCCAGUUCCUAAUCGCCAAUGGUCCGGUAUCGAUCGGGCUGAAUGCCAACGCAAUGCAAUUUUAUCGGGGAGGAAUUUCGCAUCCCUGGCGUCCGUUGUGCAGCAAAAAGAACCUCGAUCACGGAGUGCUAAUCGUGGGCUUCGGCAUCAAGGAGUAUCCAAUGUUCAAUAAAACGCUGCCCUACUGGAUAGUGAAAAACUCAUGGGGACCAAAGUGGGGCGAACAGGGUUACUAUCGGGUGUUCCGAGGAGACAAUACAUGCGGAGUAGCCGAGAUGGCCACGUCGGCAGUGCUAGAGUAAAACCCGUUCAGCUGUGAACUGAACAUUUUAAGGUGUAUCUGUUUGAUUUUAUUUCCCUUUCUAGUAUAAAAAUAUACCUUCUCGAGAGGAAUCCUUCUUUACACCCAUAUAUAGAGCUUCGAACAAAUCAAAGUAUAUCUAGUAAUGUUUGAACAAUAUUUUAAAUAUAUUUUUUUUCUAUAUAUUA
Uranotaenia lowii is the source of this 5091-nucleotide messenger RNA. RefSeq lists its product as uncharacterized. Gene Ontology annotation, molecular function: cysteine-type endopeptidase activity; cysteine-type endopeptidase inhibitor activity. The transcript has 11 exons. The record is from RefSeq and is a predicted model, not a curated record. The coding region runs from base 240 to 4904 and encodes 1554 amino acids. Lineage: Eukaryota; Metazoa; Arthropoda; Insecta; Diptera; Culicidae. Gene Ontology annotation, cellular component: lysosome.